AUGAAAGCUAAAAACGUGCUAUAAAUAUGGUUUAGAGUCUUUACCUAAAAAAAAAAGACUUCUUAGAGAUUUAAUAUCUGUGUGGACUUUAAUUGUAGAAACGUUGAAUUUGAGGGGUUCUUUAAUUUUAUGAAUCCGAAGGACAGAAUUUUUAAAAGAAUAAUAAGUGAUGAUCCAGAAUAUCAUUAUUAGAUGCUGCUCUUAUUGAUGGAGGUAAAUAGAUAUAUGAGAAAGAAAUUGAUUUUAGUAGUUUCUCAGAUCAUGGAAGAAUUAAAUUUAAUUAAAGCUAAAGGAGCUUUAAUAUAUGAAAGAGUUAAACAUCGUAUAUCAUAAGGAGAAUGCUUUCAAUUUAAAUAAAGAAGUCGCAAUUAAUUUUGUGAUCUUGCUAAUUGGUAUUAAUAUUUAAAAUGUAAUUUGAGAUAGAAAUUACUGUUUAAAAGAGAAGAAUUUCGCUCCCCAAAAGCUGAAGGAAAAACAACAUUGUUAGAGCAGCUGGAAUUAAUAGCUUAAAAUUUUAUGAGUAGAAAAAUAAAUCGCUUAUUCAAAUAUAAAGAUGCUUACUUAACUUAGCAUAACCCUGAUAAGAAAGAGGUAGGAAUUUUUAGAUGUUCAAAGAUGAGAAAGAAUAAAUCUAAAGUGGUUCAAUAGUAGGAAAGCAAGUUUUAGAGUAACUAAACCUUAUUUCUUAGAAAGGAGUAUUUAAUCUAACGAUUGGACCAAGUUUAUAACCUCUGUCAAAGAAUGA
Paramecium octaurelia is the source of this 745-nucleotide messenger RNA. NCBI's taxonomy places the organism in Eukaryota, Ciliophora, Oligohymenophorea, Peniculida, Parameciidae. The record is from the annotation of a GenBank genome assembly.